UUCAACGCUGUGUCUCUAGAGAAGAGGAAAAAUGGGAACAAAUAUUUUAAAAAUAUUUGUUGUGCUAAUUUAUAUUUACGCAUCGCAGGGUGCGUUUGGCCCACCUCAAAAUGCUGACCUCGUUGAUUUCCCUUAUGUUGUGAAAAUGGCGGGUGCCAAUGAUGAAGGUUAUAACUGUCCCCUAGUAGUCCUCAGCGAUUUUUACGCAUUAGGUGCUCUAUCAAUCGUCCUUCCAGGGACCGUGCCGAGUGAUUACAUCGUCUAUAGUGACAUGUUAGCUGCAACCCGCAAGGAACACCCACCCUCAAAAUUAUACAUGCUGAAUGAAGGACUUCUUGUGGUCAAAGUGUGCGAGCCUUUCUUGGGCAUCCCAAGGAUGAGUUUGGAGCCAAACCAAUUCCAUUCUUUUGAAACUGCGCAGGUGGCCGCUAAAUUGCUGUACUACGACAAUAGCACCCUCAAGUACGUGACAACUGUUGUUAACUCAUACACCGAAUGCAAUGCCAUGCUAGGUGCGUUAACACUGACGUUCAACAGCUCAUACCAAAUUUGCUCCCCUGCAGAAAACUCAACCAACGCCAUGUCGUUUGUUACGAGUACAGCUGGCUUACACUACAACACCUUUUUAGUCGCAGUGGACACACAAGUGGAGGGAAUUCCUACUUAUGUGGAGUAUGAACCAACAAACCUCGCCCUCGUGCAUCCAAUUAGGUACUCAAGUGUUCAGAUGUUCACUGAUGUAAUUGCUUCUGCUGCUGAUGUUGAUUUGAUGUAAUAUCUAUCAGCUUAAAACACGACACCGUUUUUCAUUCUUUCCAAAGAAAAAUUCCUUGAUUUUCAUAUAUUGUUUUGCUUCAAUUUGUAAUAUGUUUUUUAUUUCACACGCAUAUAAUCUAUAAUGUAAGAAACGCAGGUGAGCGUUUUGCUAGAUUUAUCACUGUAUACACCUGAUAAAUACACUAUGGUAAUUAAACCCCAUUAAACCUUGACCGACUUGAGUUUAAAACAA
Molecule: messenger RNA, 1009 nt
Organism: Cloeon dipterum
Lineage: Eukaryota; Metazoa; Arthropoda; Insecta; Ephemeroptera; Baetidae
Exons: 6
Coding region: 32-775 (247 amino acids)
Source: RefSeq, a predicted model, not a curated record